CUGUCUAUGCCAUGAUAUUUAGAUUGUUUCUAAUCUGAAAAGUGAGAUAACAGAGUUUUACAUGAAUUCAUUUACAAAUGCCAGUUGUUAAGUGAUAAUUAAGGCCACACAAAAAGACAAUCAGACUAACAGCCUUGUAGAACCAGAACUGCCUUGUUAGUCUGAUCCUUUGUUUAAGAUGGAAACUAAUGAUUUGCAAAGUCUGGUGAGGAACUACUGGAGUGGCUAUUGGAGGGCCGUUGACAUUUUAGUUUUAUGUGAUGCAAAUACAGUGGUAGAAAGGCUGAUGUGUUCGAGCAGAGUUGUAACAGGUGCCACUCUGUAAAAUAGCAGCCAAUUCAAUUUACAGUAACGGGUUGGGCAAUAACUGCUGGUGUUGUCCGUGAGACCCACCUUCUGAGAGUGACUUUUUGAAAGUGGAAAUUUGAAUUUGCAACGGUGCUAUGGGUAGACGGAUAAAAAUGGGGGCUGAAUACUCUUAAAGUAUACUCUGAUUUUGUCAGUGUACCAAUGUAAAGGGAAAACCUUUUUUUCCAUCCCUGUUCUCUUAAGGCCUUGAUAUUUCUUGUGAAUUGUCCUGAUGGGCGCAAGAUGAACAUUUUUAACAAAAUGCGCCUUUUUUUCGGGAAUACUCAACUGCUAUACCAUCAAAUAACUAUAAAAAACAGAAAGUGCUGGAGCAACUCGAGAGGCCAUGCCUGUGGACUGGAUGCUGCUCACAUAGGACGGUUCGUACGGCGCUUCCUGAAAACAGGACAAGGGGGGUGGAAGAUAAAGGAAAGAGAGAGAAGAAAGGAAGGAGAGAGAGAAUGUGAAAUCACCCCGGGCUCUUUUAUAUUCUCUCUCUCUCUCUCUCUCUCUCCCCCCUUUCCCACACCAUCUCCUCCCCUCUCCAUUAAAAUCGCUGGAAGAUGGCGGCGAACGGAUCAGGCACCAAGCCCUGCUCUGGUGUGGCUAAAACAUCGGUGGAACUGGACUUCAGGUCCGGGGCUAGGAUCGAAGACUUGAACCGGCUGAUCCGGGAGUUCAGCAGGCAGGAUCAGCGGGAGUAUGACGAUCACCGAGCCCUGGAAAUCCACACCGCCAAGGAUUUCAUCUUCUCCAUGCUGGGCAUGGUGCAGAAGUUGGACCAGAAGCUUCCAGUUGCCAAUGAGUACCUACUGCUGUCUGGUGGAGUCCGUGAGGGUGUGGUGGACAUGGACCUUGAGGAGCUUAGCGUCUACGUCCGGGGGACAGACUAUGAUAUGGACUUCACCCUUCUGGUCCCGGCCCUCAAACUGCACGACCGGAACCAGCCGGUCACCCUGGACAUGCGCCACUCCGCGCUCUGCCACUCUUGGCUGAGUCUCCGGCUUUUUGACGAAGGGACCAUCAACAAGUGGAAAGAUUGCUGCACCAUUGUGGACCACAUCAACGGAGGCACCAACUACUUCUUCUCCCCCACCCGCGUGGCAGACUGGUUUCACGACGCCAUCACUAUCGUGCUCGCUGAGAUCCAGAAGAAGCCUCAGCGCGGGAUGCCGAAGGUUGAGAAAGUGGAGAGGAACGGCAUGGUGAUCUCCAUCGUCCUGGCCGUGGGCUCGAGCCGCAUGCUGUACGAUGUUAUCCCCGUGGUCUCGUUCAAGGGCUGGCCCGCUGUGGCACAGAGCUGGCUGAUGGAGAACCACUUCUGGGAUGGCAAGAUCACCGAGGAGGAGGUGAUCAGCGGUUUCUACCUGGUGCCAGCCUCCUCUCUCAAUGGGAAACGGGAAAACGAGUGGCGCUUGUCCUUUGCACGAAGUGAGGUGCAGCUGAAGAAAUGCAUCUCCAGUAGCCUCAUGCAAGCCUACCAGGCGUGCAAGGCCAUCAUCAUGAAGCUCUUGUCCAGGCCCAAGGCCAUCAGCCCGUACCACUUGCGGAGUAUGAUGCUCUGGGCGUGUGAUCGACUGCCCGCUACCUUCCUGGCCCAGGAGGAGUACGCUGCGGACUUCCUGCUCGGCCUGAUUGAUGAUCUCCAGCACUGCCUGCUCAACCGCUCCUGCCCCAACUACUUCAUCCCCCAGUGUAAUAUGUUUGAGCACCUCUCAGAUGAGGCGGCCGUGCUGCAUGCCCGCAAGCUGUCCUCUGUGCGCUCCGACCCUGCCGAGCACCUGCGCACCGCCAUCGAGCACGCCAAGGCCGCCAACCGGCUAAGCCAGGAUGUCCACCGGAGGGGCAGUGGCUCUGGCACGCCGUCCCCCUCCUCGGACACCGGUUCUGGGGACAACCGGCAGCCGGACGACCGACUGGCCAAGAAGCUGCAGCAGCUGGUGACGGAGAAUCCGGGCAAAUCCAUCUCGGUCUUCAUCAACCCAGACGAUGUCACCAGGCCCCACUUCAGAAUUGACGACAAAUUCUUCUGAGGCGAGAAUGGGACUCCUGUCCCAAAGCUGCUUCAGACCACGCUGAAAGGACCAAUCCCCUUAAAUAGCGCUUUUGAGAGCAGAGUGUGUAUCUAAUAAAAUACGGAACAUAUCUGGUACUGCCAGCACAUUGAAGAUUAGGUCCGUGAAGAUUGGACAGGUUUCAAAUGCGACUUUCAAACAACAAUGGUUUCCAAUUUCCUCAGACUGACUUUCCUUCAGGGUGAGGAGUCUUUGAAAGUUCUCCUGUUUGAAAUUGUUUCAUUUCUUAAAAUAAAGUGGAAAUAGUCUUCCUCGCACAUCCCCUCCACCAAGCAAUCGUUCCAAAGCUAGUAGCAGAAACCCUGCAGUAGGUCACUGAGGAUGGUUCCUUUCCCUUGGCAAGGAUCAAGGCCUGUUGUGGUUUAAAGGCUGAGGAAUGUCUAGGCACACUAAGGACCAGGAAUGGGACGAGGCUUGAAAGAUCUGGGCUGCUGUUGCAGCUGGAAUGCCACGGACUGAGUCCUUUCAGGGCCCUUGUUUAUUGCUGAAAUUCCUUGGUGGCUGAACUUCAGAAAAGAAUGUUUGUAAAGACUGAAUUAAGACAAUGCGUUACUUCCUUCGUGGCCCCCACAGAUCUUGGUUCGUGAACUCCUUCACAUUAAUUAGGCGCGGUAGUGUCUUUCGGUGAAACCAAGUGGACUUUGAGAUGGGAAUUGAUCGUAUGUUGGUCAGGUCUCCAUGUUGAAUGUGCUUGGUAACCUGGACAAGCAGGGAGUGUGAAAGCUCCUUAUGUUUAAUGACUGAGUAAACUCAGUGAGGAUAGAGUGGCUGAGUAUCAGUCGGCAGAUGGGAGUAGGAGGAGAUUACAAAAGAUUCUGUUUCUGAUCAUUGUCCGUCUUCAUCGUAUCUAUGAAGUGUAUAUGUACACAUAUACUGGUUGGGUGGAAGCAGGACUGUGAUGAGAGCCAAUAUUAAAUAGCUGACGUUGAUGAUGUUGGUGUUUAGGAGGUGUCCUGCGGGGAAAAAUCUGUGGAUUUCAAAGGUGAGGGUUUUGGAGUAAAAGAGGUGGGGAAGGAGAGAAACUGGAGGUUCCUGUCAACUCCAGGUCUCUGCAGACACCCCUGCCUGAACAGGGCCAUACUGCAGCUUGUGAACUCUUUACUCUGGGUAUCUGCUGAUUUUACACACUGCAAUCUGCCAUCUACUUUUCACUGUUGAGGAUUCUUUCUGUGGGAAGACCCAGAGAGUCCGUAUGUGAUUCUUAUCAACUCCAACUGCAUCCUGAGCCGAGUAAGAUUUGACAUGCUGUUACUGAGCUGUUAAAUUGUACCCAGGAAAUAUUUAUGUUUUAAUCAGCAGCGAUGAAUUACACUGUAACAGUGAUUACUUCUUGCCAAUACCUUCUUACUCUCUGAUCCCUCCUCUCUUUUAAUGGAAAUGUUUCCCUGUCUUUAUCCUUCAAAGACCGUGAACUCUUCCUGAUUAAAAGUCUUUUUUCAAA
Molecule: messenger RNA, 3864 nt
Organism: Chiloscyllium plagiosum (whitespotted bambooshark)
Lineage: Eukaryota; Metazoa; Chordata; Chondrichthyes; Orectolobiformes; Hemiscylliidae
Source: RefSeq, a predicted model, not a curated record